GCCCCACAGGCCAGCAGCGACUCCAUGGUGGGCUAUGUGUUGGGGCCCUUCUUCCUCAUCACCCUGGUCGGGGUGGUGGUGGCCGUGGUAAUGUAUGUCCAGAAGAAAAAGCGGGUGGACCGGCUUCGCCAUCACCUGCUCCCCGUGUACAGCUACGACCCUGCUGAGGAGCUGCACGAGGCUGAGCAGGAGCUACUCUCUGACGUGGGAGACCCCAAGGUGGUCCAUGGCUGGCAGAGUGGCUACCAGCACAAGCGGAUGCCCUUGCUGGAUGUCAAGACAUGACUUGAGCCCCCUGCCCUGGUCUUCAGAACCAUGGGGUCCUGGAACGCCCAGGGCCCUGCAGCCUGCUGCUUCCCCCAGCUCCCCCUCCUGGGUACUGGGUCUCCGUUCCUCCUCCCACCUGCCCCCAGUCCUAAGCCCUGCAUAGCGGUCAGCCCCCACCGUCACCUCACUCCCUGCUAGGCCUUCAGUCCUUUGUGGGCUGAGCCUACCAGCCACUCCCAGGAGCUAAUGGGAAUCUUUCCUUCUGGGGUGGAAGGGUGGCUGGGAGACAGGGUGGAGCUUUGCCCUUCCACAGGCACCACCUUUCUCUAGCCCUCCCUGACUUGGCUUUGGAGCUGUUCCCAUGGUGACAGGGCCUAAUGUAUAAUAUUCAGUAUAUAUAUUUUGUAAAUAAAACGUUUUGUGGCUA
Messenger RNA from Mesoplodon densirostris (Blainville's beaked whale), 694 nucleotides. It is a transcript of the gene SMIM29, whose product is annotated as small integral membrane protein 29. The transcript is spliced from 4 exons. NCBI's taxonomy places the organism in Eukaryota, Metazoa, Chordata, Mammalia, Artiodactyla, Ziphiidae. The coding region runs from base 95 to 430 and encodes 111 amino acids. The record is from RefSeq and is a predicted model, not a curated record.